Messenger RNA from Phytomonas sp. EM1, 3443 nucleotides. NCBI's taxonomy places the organism in Eukaryota, Euglenozoa, Kinetoplastea, Trypanosomatida, Trypanosomatidae. The record is from the annotation of a GenBank genome assembly.
AUGAACGACCUUAAGCUGCUCAACUCCCUUUUGCAAAGUAAUUCUUUCAGCGACGCUUUAGUGCGAGAUACGCUAGACUUUUCGUCUCCACGUCAGAAGACUGACACGUUGCUCAGCAUACGCUGGCACUUCCUCUUGGGUUCCCUUCCUGUCGACGUGGACCCUGAAAAUGCACCGACCCACUGCACAGAGGCGUGGCGCGCCAUAUGGUCGGGGUGGGAAAGCAUUUCACAGAAACGUGCAAGGCUGUGUGAAACCAGAGGUAGUCAUUCUCACUUCAAGGCUGUAAAGCAAUCCCGGUUCGAUCCUAGCAGUGACAGUGAGUCAGAAAGCGGCGAUUUUUGCACGAGAUCACCGGCACAGGCUGGCGGUAAGGGGUGUGCGACGAGGGAGAAUCCUUUGCGGCCUGAGGCUAACAGUCCGUACGCAGUUCAGUAUUUCAUUGAUCAGAUCUGGAAAGACGUCAAGAGGGAUGUGGAUCGCUUAUUUUGGGACCUGCCUAUUUUCAAUAAUCCCCAGACCAAGUGCGACAUCACAAAUAUUCUGAUUAAUUUCUGUUUUGAGGAGCAAAAGGAGUAUCGCCAAGGUCUGCAUGAAAUUGUUGCCUUUUUGUAUUACAUCUGCCACCGUGAUGGGUGUCUUCUAGAGACGUUAAGAGGGGAGACCAUACGAUUCCCGGCAAAGGAAGCCGGGUUUUGGGAUUACGUUUCGCUGACGUGUUCUUCUCCCAGUGGCCUUCUUAGCUCGACAUACGCCCUUUUUAAGAGGAUCAUGUCUCCUGACGGCCUUGGGCUUGGUCAUUGGUUUUAUAAUGAUGAGGAAGACGAGACGCAAAACAACAUAGCAAUCGUAUCUAAGUGUGUGCAGAGUGAUAUUCUGCACCGCAUAGAUCCCGUGCUACAGAGCACGCUAGACGACGAUUAUGAUAUUCAAGCAGUUUCCUACAUGGUGCGCUGGCUCCGACUUCUAUUUUUGCGCGAGUUUUCCUUUUCCCAGAGCGCCCUGGUAUGGAGUACAAUUUUCGCGGAUGCGCAUAUUUGUAGACGAAACAAACAACCGUUUAAUUUGAAUAAAAGCUUCUCGCUGUUCUUAGCGGCAACCAUGCUGCAUGUGAUCCGGGAUGAGCUAUGCAAUGGUUAUGUCACCGCUCUACGCCGAUUAAUGAGCUACCCACCUGUCAAGGAUAUUUGUAUGUUGAUUACAAAAGCCGCAUCUUUUGCCGAUUCCACAGAUCUCCUGAUAUAUAUCCAGCCACCGUUAGCACAGGGAGACGACUGUACAGUCACACAGCAGGUGCGGCAACCACGUGCCGCCGAAGCUUCUGAUGUGCUCUCAACCAGAAAUAUUAUAGCCAGCCAAGGUCAACAUAUAGCUUCCAUAAUCGAGCGCCUAAGCAAACCGCUAUAUUCAUCCUCGUUACUAAGCGAUGCUGAAAAGGAACAGUUUGAAAGUAACUAUUUGCAAGCGCUAGCAGAACUCAAAAAGGUUCGUGAUGCUCUUCUUUUUGGUGUGUCUGAUUAGCUGUUAGUCUAUCUAAUUUCUUGUGAAAUCUUUAUUCAAAAGGAAGUCAGUGCAUUCGGGGUAUAAAUCUAUAUUUAUACCAUUAUCUAUAUCUACAUAUAAUACGUUGAGCUAUGAAAUACAAAACAUCAUGAGUGCUAACAUGCUGCUUCCCUUCUAUGCUUUUCUAUUUAUGUCUUUCCCAUACUCCGUUUAGAAAUGCGCUCGUAUGAGUCUCGUUCAAAUGAACACUAUACUAUUCGGAAUAAAGGGAAAGUGAUCCUGGAAGGUUGAGGCUUGUUGCACACAAUGAAAUUUCGGUUACCAAAUUCAGUUACCGUCUUGUUGAUUCACUCUUUUGAACUAUAGUCAUCACUUACACCUAGGGGUGAUCGUUUACCUUUUUUUUCAUGAUUGAACCCUCUCUUGCAGUCUUUUUAUCAAGGGAGUAAGGGGGUAUCUACUACGGCCAGGUUCAAAGAUAAUACCGUUUAGUAGCAGAUGGACUACAGCGCCAAAUAUACACCCAUGUCAUGAAUCUUAUUCUCGGAAACACGAAAAUAACUUGGUAUGAGAAGAUGUCUAUCUAUAAAGUUGUGGUGUUUUUAGUGUUACAAAAUCGUGGAUGAAUUCUAACCAAGUGGACAGGGUUCGAUUUUUGAUUUUUACUCGUGCACUGCACGCAUAAAAAAGGUUUCUCAGGUCACACUUAGUCAACAUUAUACUGUUAAAGAAAGUUGAUGUUAUGGAGAUCAUAAAGACAUUGACUACAUUAGUUGGCAUCCCUACGAAUACUUUGCUAUGGAAUUCCUCACGAUUAGGUAUACAUCUUGCGAAUAUCACAUAAGUGUGUAAUGACUUUUUUUUUUUGUUACGAGAAAUCAAUCAAGAGGGUCAUUGUUGGAGUAUGCACGCUUCGGCGGCUAUGAAAAGUCUCUUUGGUUAACUACAAAACGGGAUAUCACGCGCUCGUGCUAGGGGGCAUGACGGAAUAAAAGUGAGCCUAUAGAUGUGCUUGGAUUCCUCUUUUUGUGCAACUUCUUUCAGCGUCAUUCUAUUGGCCAUAUAGUAGUGUGUCGUAGUGAAUAAAAUAAAAAAAUUAUUACAAAUGAACUUUUUCCAAGUGUAUGAUGUGCAGACUCUUCAGAGAAAAACAGACUUGUUUGUAAUCGGUGAAAUCGGUCUAGUACUUGUGCUGGUAGUGGUCAUUGGGAUAGCGCUACAGCGGCUUCCAGCGUUUUUGGUGCAUUCUUUUGCACUAACACAUGGUGUGGCGCGCACAAAGCCUAGGGCGAUUCCUCCAGUUCAAUGCCACCACGCACAAAACGUGAAAGCUCCCCGGAAGUCGUUGGAUCGCUUAUCGGAGAACACUGAGGUGGGAGUUGAAAAGGUUGAGCAUGUUGUCGGUAGCGAAAAUGGCGUUCUUUCUGGUGCGCUAGACUCAUUUUUUGAGCAGGAGGAGCUUCUUGAGGAAUCACUUUUAGACGCAAAGGUUUCGAUGGGUAUUCAUGAAACUAGCACCGCUCAGGGUACCAAAGUAGGGAGGCGCUUGCAACCAUCCAAAGAGCCUCCAAUGAAAGCGUCUGAUUUAAAGCGGGAUUCUGCGCAAGAAAAGGUCCGGGAUUUGAACAAAAAGUCCACUGUCGCUCCCCAGAGCCAAAAGUUGUCCAGAAACGUUUUUUCAGACCCCAAUACUACUUUAGAUGCUGCGCUAAAUGAUUUUUGGGGCCAAGAGGAUAUUCUAGACGAAGCCAUCAUUGAUUGUGCCAUUGAGGAGGCCAAACAUUCCGCCUAACCUUGGCACCGAGCUACGUUACGUAAGGGGGGUCAGUGCUGUGAGGCUGCUUUAUUAAUGCUAAGUCGGCAGUUAAAAGGUUCAGAGUGAUGUCAAUGUGAGCAAGCCCUAUUAUUUAUUGGAAAUUUGAGAGAGUGCGAGCGGUCAA